CAUAGCGAGCAGUUCAGUCGAUACCGCGCGCGGGAAGACGCGUCGUCCAUUGUGGAUUAUACUUUUUAAUUUACAAAUAAACUUGAGUGAUAGUGACAAUGCCAAACAUUAUAAAUGAGGUUAAAUUAGACUUUAAGGAUGUACUCUUACGGCCUAAGAGGAGCACUCUAAAAAGCAGAAAUGAUGUGGACAUGUACCGAGAGAUAACAUUCCGCAACUCCGGUCAGACGUAUCGGGGAGUCCCCGUUAUGGCGAGCAAUAUGGACACCGUCGGCACUUUUGAAAUGGCGAAGGAAUUGUCAAAGCACGGAUUAUUCACAUGCAUCCAUAAAUACUACUCGGUGGAACAAUGGAAGAAAUUCGCGGAAGAAAAUCCUGAGUGCUUGGAACAAAUGGCGGCGAGCUCGGGUACAGCUGAAGUGGACUUCGAACGUCUCUCUGAAAUCUUGAACAAUGUAAAGGAUCUCAAAUUCAUUUGUCUGGAUGUAGCCAACGGAUACUCUCAGCACUUUGUCGAAUAUCUCAGGAAAGUGCGCGCUGCAUUUCCUACACAUACAAUUAUAGCUGGCAAUGUCGUCACUGGGGAGAUGGUUGAAGAGCUCCUGUUAUCAGGAGCUGAUAUAAUUAAGGUAGGAAUCGGUCCAGGAUCGGUUUGCACGACUCGAAUAAAGACCGGCGUGGGCUACCCUCAGCUAUCAGCUGUCAUCGAGUGCGCAGACGCAGCGCAUGGACUCAAAGGACAUAUCAUUUCGGAUGGCGGCUGCACGUGCCCGGGCGACGUGGCGAAGGCGUUCGGCGCCGGCGCGGACUUCGUGAUGGCGGGCGGGAUGUUCGCCGGACACGACCAGUGCGGGGGGGAGGUGGUCACCAAGCCCGACGGGAAGAAGGUCAAGCUGUUCUACGGCAUGUCCUCUUCCACCGCCAUGUUGAAACAUUCGGGUGGCGUUGCGGAUUACCGAUCUACUGAAGGAAAAACAGUAGAAGUGGAAUACCGAGGAGAUGUCGAAGUGACUGUUAAAGAUAUCCUUGGCGGUCUCCGGUCAGCGUGCACGUACGUAGGAGCGGCCCGGCUAAGGGAACUCCCGAGGCGAGCCACCUUCAUAAGGUGCUGUAGACAAGCGAACGAUGUCUUUUCUUAACUCAUGGUAGCCUGGUACUUGGAUGAGCGGGAUGUGUUGAAAUUUUGAAUAUCGAAUAAGGAUGGAAUGCAGAUUAUUAUACUGAAUUAGAUAGCAAUGCUACAAAAAAAUAUGUUGACAUCAUUCAUGUUUGCUAGUUUAAAUAUACAAAAAAUAUGUUU
Messenger RNA from Vanessa tameamea, 1300 nucleotides. RefSeq names its product GMP reductase 1-like. The record is from RefSeq and is a predicted model, not a curated record. Gene Ontology annotation, biological process: nucleotide metabolic process. NCBI's taxonomy places the organism in Eukaryota, Metazoa, Arthropoda, Insecta, Lepidoptera, Nymphalidae. Gene Ontology annotation, molecular function: GMP reductase activity. Bases 99 to 1139 code for a protein of 346 amino acids. The transcript is spliced from 8 exons. Gene Ontology annotation, cellular component: GMP reductase complex.